CAACUGGAUGAGGGUAAACUGUGCAGGAAAGAUACAAGGCAACCCAGCCAUCACUAAGAAUACAAUAUCAUUCCGGAACGGCUCCAAGUCUAAUAUUAUAUGUCAAAAUGCGCCUGGAAAUAGUACUUUCCCUGUAUCUCUUGGGAUCAUUGCCUUGCAAAAAUUGUGACGGCCACGUACCUUCCAAGCGUAUCAUCGACGGUCGCGUUGCACUGAAGGGUGAAUUUCCCUACCAGGUUGCGCUCGUGAUGCAAAAUGGAAAAGGUCAUUUGUGCGGUGGGGCCAUAUUGGAUGAGGACACUAUCCUGACAGCAGCACAUUGCUUCAUGACGAUGGGACCGUGGCCGAUGCUCUAUGCGAUCGCCAUCGGGAAACUCGUGGUAUCUUGGCGAAAGGAUGAAAACUACUAUAAGGUCAAGGCGAUCAGGGUUCACCCAAACUAUCACAUGCGGCCUGGAGUCAUCAUGCCUGAUGAUGUUGCAGUUGUGAAGCUGGAAAAGAAGAUUAUUUUCACUGAUGAGAUAAAACCAAUAGAAUUACCUAAGACUCGAAAAGAUAUGCCAAAGAUCGGAACAGAAUGCGUGAUUGCUGGAUUUGGAGCACUGCCUGGAGGCCUGAUGGCCCAGCAGCUGAUGUAUGCUGAGAUGAACAUUGCUAGGAUUGGCGAGUGCAUCAACUUCUACAGUACCAUCGGUUCACCUAUCCCCAGCCCUCACACCCGAUUGUGCGUAAACGGUCAGCGCUGGAGAAACGUCUGCUCCGGAGACGCCGGUGGCCCAUUGGCUUGCAAGCGGCCCGACGGCAGGCUUGUGGUGGAUGGGAUCGUCUCUUACGGCAUCGGGUGCAACACGCCGCCACCUUCCCAGAGUCCUACCAUCUUUACACGGGUCAGCAGCUUCCUCCGGUGGAUAGAGCAAAACAGGUUGAUGUAGAGAAACUCUCAAGCGAAUCUCGACGACCGGGACAGCUCUCGGGGACGUUCUUGAGUCGAUUUAGAUCCGUAGCCACCAGAGUUACAAUUUGUAUCUUAUUUUGCAUGUGUUGCAUAUUCGUUGAUAGAAAAAAUCAUGACAAUUCUA
Molecule: messenger RNA, 1079 nt
Organism: Lineus longissimus
Lineage: Eukaryota; Metazoa; Nemertea; Pilidiophora; Heteronemertea; Lineidae
Product: transmembrane protease serine 9-like
Exons: 7
Coding region: 108-932 (274 amino acids)
Biological process (GO): proteolysis
Molecular function (GO): serine-type endopeptidase activity
Source: RefSeq, a predicted model, not a curated record